Molecule: messenger RNA, 26559 nt
Organism: Podarcis lilfordi (Lilford's wall lizard)
Lineage: Eukaryota; Metazoa; Chordata; Lepidosauria; Squamata; Lacertidae
Source: the annotation of a GenBank genome assembly
AUGGGUCGCGCUUAAAUGCCAGCGCGCCCUAACCCGAGCGGCCUGCGCUCUGCGCUGCCUGGAGAGGCGAAAGCGGCACCAGAGGGCGCCCCAAACUCAGCGCUGGCGAGAAGCUUCCGCGGGAGCGCAAGAGGGCGCGUUGCCGCCGCCGCCGCCGCCAAGUGGGUGGGGACGGGCAGACUGGCUGGCUGGCUGGCCGGCCGCGAUCUCCUUCCUGUUUGGCUCGGCUUCCUCCGGCGGCGGCGGCGGCGGGGAUGCCGCGCGGAAUGGCCGGGCGCCCGGGUCUCGCCAAGAAAUGAAAGGCAGCCAAGAGGAGAAGCCGGAGCCGGCCGCUUCUGCCGCCGCCCCUUCCCCUCUGCUCCGGCUGCUUUCCGCCCUCUUCUACGGGAUCUGCUCUUUCUGCAUCGUCCUGGUCAACAAGGCGGUGCUGACGGCUUACAGGUGAGGAGGAGGAGGACGAGCACCUGGACGGCUGGCGAUCCCGUGCACCGUCGGAGGUGGUGGGGGGACAAAACCCCCAACUUCCCCCUCCCCGAUCGUGGUUGUGAGAUCCGGUUCCUGCCCCUGCCCCAUUCAAAAGCUACUUUUCUACCCAAGACUUCCUUGCAGCGUCCGUCCCCGCUGCCUCUGGGCACCGAUCCUACUAACUCGACGGCAACCCACCCACCCCAUUUGUCCCUGGCUGGGCCACAAACCUCCUUCAUCGGUACUUCUCUUUCACCCCUCUGUAAAUAAUGUUUCCCCCCAUCUCUUCUUGAACUCACACUUGCAUUUUGCAAGGUGUUUGGUGACUGGGAAGCUCAGUGUGAGAGCAUCAGGUUUCCUGUUCAGGUCUCUUUGGGGAGACAGUGUGGUGUAGUGGUUAGAGUGUUGGGCUUGGCGCUGGAAGAGACCUGGGUUCAAAUCCCUGCUGGGCCAUGAAGCUCUGGGGUGACCUUGGGCCAGUUACUCUAUCUAAGCUUCACAGGGUUAUUGUAGGGAUUAAUGAGGAGGCAGAGAACAAUGUGUUCCCUCCUUAGAGGAAAAAGUGAGAUAUAGAAUUCAAUAAAUAUCGUUCGAAAUUUGGACAGCUUUGGCUUUGGUGGCAAAGGUUGAACUGAGCUCCAGAGCUUCUCAGUCCAAAGUUCUUGCUCAGCUGUUGCUUUUUCUGGUGGUUAGCCAGCUUGGGAGGGUGGAAAUGCAGGAAUGUGUUUCAUGAAUCAUACGCAUACAGUCAAAACUAACAGCUUUCAUGGUUCAAGAAUGCAUUCUUCAACAAUUUCUCUUUUUUACUUUAUUUAUCCAUACAUUUCUAAACCCUUAAAUCAAAUGGAAGAAGAAGAAAAAAAGCUUCUCAAAGCAGUGUACGCAGGCCACAUGGCAAUCUAAGCUUGUGCAAAUAAAGAUGUUUUAAGCUGGUAUCUAAAACUAAGCACAGAAGACACCUCUUUUAAUAUGUGAAUUCCUCAGUACUACAGGCAGUACUACAUUACAAACUCCCAUUUCUUUUAGCUGUCAAACUCAGAUAUCACACAGGUCAGUUAGCAGUGCUUCUCCAGCAGAUCACAAAGGACAGACAGACAUGUAUUAGGGCUGCCGUACGUUCUGAUUUUCCCAGACUUUACUGGGAUUUCAAAGGUGGAAUUGACGUCCGAGGAGAAUUUCUGAAAGGUGGCACUUUGUCCUUGAUCUUAGACAAGUCAAUAGGAAAACCACUUUUUGGGGGGUGGGUCUUAAAAAAGCUCAGCAAGUUUGGGGUGUCCUGGUUUUUACUUUUUGAAACAUGGCAGCCCUAAUGUAUGGAUAAAGGUGGUCCUUCAAGUAGGCUGGGCUUUAUAUGUGAAUAGUUACCUCUUAAAUUUGGCCUGAGAGCAUAUUGACUGCCAGCAGAGAUCUUUAACCAGCAGUGUCUGGACCACUAUGGCCUUGGUCCAGGAACAGCUGCAGCCAUAGCUGUCAACUUUCCCCCUUUUUAAAGGGAAAUUCCCUUAUUCCAAAUAGGAUUCCUCGCAAGAAAAGGGAAAAGUUGACAGCUAUGGCUGCAGCUGUUGCAUCAGCUGGAACUGAUAAUGGGCAUUCCAAGCCUCAGGGGGCACCUGCACCCGAGGCGACAAAAGAUGGAUCAAGAAGCACCCCCAGAAUGUGGAGCUCGCCUACAAAGAGAGUGCAGCCCCAUCUAAAACCAGCAACAGGCCUAUCUCCCGGACAUAGGAGCCACUCAACCAUAGAUCCUCCAUCUUGAGCUGUGUGGAGAGGGAGCUCUUUGAAAACUAGAACUUCCCAUAGGGCAAGAUGGCUGUUGAAUGGUCCUGUGGUUGCAGUUGACGGGGGGGUGGGGAAGAGUCCAUCUCACACAGAACAGCAAGAGCUAGAUGGGGGGCAGCUUUCCCCAUAGGGCCAGAUGGUCCUCAGAAAGCCCUGUGGUGGCUGCUGGGAGAGGAAAAGGCCUCCUCAGUUGGGAUAUGGGAGCUGGAUGUGAGAGAUCGCCAGAUUCAUGAUUAAACUCCCAUCAGCUCCAGCAAGCAUGGUCAAUGGUCAAGGAAGAUGGGAGUUGCAGUUCAUCAUCAUCUGGAGGAUCAAAGGUUCCCUACUCCUUCUGAAACGUGUAAAGUCCACUGGAUCACAGUCUUGAGCCUGUACAAGCAAAAUAACUCCUGGCUUUGGGGUCACCUUCCAUGUGCAAAACUCUUCCCUCGAGUCAGAAAUAGCCCUUUUGUGAGUGGUAGAGACUUUCUGCUUGUGGAAGGGAAUCUUUGCAUCCCACCAUGUAACAUUUUAUUUUUUUAUUUCUAAGUAAUGAUAAAUAGUUUUACAGCUGUGGUUUCUUCCCAAGGCUUGCUGGGAACUAUAAAGUUCUAUGAGAAGACCACAUCUCUGUAGCAGGAAAUGUUCAAUGCGAUCACAAAAGUACGAUUCCAAGCAGCUUGUCAAAACAAUGGAAGUUUUAGUCUGUAGCUUCAGAAUCAGGCAGCUUUUCAUCUUUCUUUGCCAAAGGAAAAAUAAAGUCCUGCCAGAUUAGAGAAAUAGGUUCAUAUGCUGUUGAUGAGAAUUGCAUAGAAAAAUUGCCAAGUAAUCUGUACUGGCAACUUUUGCCUGUCUCGUCUUUCAAUUGUCAUGAAAAUAUUGUAUUGAAAAGCUAACUGCCCCCCCUCAAUUUGCACUAACCUUCUUUGAAAGGGGAUAAGCCAAUUUUAUUUUCCUUCAAGCAAUAUCAGAACCUAACUUGAAGAGCUGUUAUAUUUUCUUUCGUUUUAUCAACAUCUUCAAGAGCUUUGUUUCUUUCUGAAAUAAAUAAAGAAUUGUCUAAAUCUUGUUUUGUUUUGUUUUUAAAUUGCAUCUGAUACAGUUUUCUUUUCUUUCUAGAUUCCCAUCUCCAGUGUUUCUUGGAGUAGGACAGGUAUGUUCAAAGAUUAAGGUAAAGGGACCCCUGACCAUUAGGUCCAGUCGUGGCCGACUCUGGGGUUGCGGUGCGCAUCUCGCUUUAUUGACCGAGGGAGCAGGCGUACAGCUUCCGGGUCAUGUGGCCAGCAUGACUAAGCCGCUUCUGGCGAACCAGAGCAGCGCACGGAAACACCGUUUACCUUCCUGCUGGAGUGGUACCUAUUUAUCUACUUGCACUUUGAUGUGCUUUCAAACUGCUAGGUUGGCAGGAGCAGGGACCAAACAACGGGAGCUCACCCCGUUGCAGGGAUUCGAACCGCUGACCUUCUGAUCGGCAAGUCCUAGGCUCUGUGGUUUAACCCACAGCGCUACCCGUGUCCCUUAUGUUCAAAGAUUAAAAGGUUCUAAAUGACAGAUAGCUUAAAGCUAGCUCCAAAAUAUGGGUUUUGUUGAUGUCAGUGGCUUGGGAUAUCAGGGUUGAAUGACUUCCGAUUAAGGUUUAAGGCCUAUUCAUGCAAUUCUGUAACUUUGGGUGGGAAAGGGCUGAAGCUCAGUGGUAGAGCCUUGCACACGGGAGAUCUCAUGUUAAAGUCUCUGGCAUCUCCACGUAUAGCUGGGAGAGACUCUCAUCCAAAACCCUGGAGUGGUACUGCUUUUUUGUUGUUGUUUAGUCAUUUUGUCGUGUCCGACUCUUCGUGACCCCAUGGACCAGAGCAUGCCAGGCCCUCCUGUCUUCCACUGCCUCCCGCAGUUUGGUCAAACUCAUGUUGGUAGCUUCGAGAACACUGUCCAACCAUCUCGUCCUCUGCCGUCCCCUUCUCCUUGUGCCCUCCAUCUUUCCCAACACCAGGGUCUUUUUCAGGGUGUCUUCUCUUCUCAUGAGGUGGCCAAAGUAUUGGAGCCUCAGCUUCACGAUCUGUCCUUCCAGUGAGCACUCAGGGCUGAUUUCCUUCAGAAUGGAGAGGUUUGAUCUUGUAGACCAUGGGACUCUCAAGAGUCACCUCCAGCACCAUAAUGCUAGUCAGUGUCAAUACUGAGCUACGUUGACCAAUGGUCUGACUCAGGACAUGGUAGCUUCAUAUGUCCCAUCAUGUGAGAUGGGAGAGUCCAGACAGGACCCCUGGAGCUUCCCCUAUAUUGCACCACCAUCUCUGGCUUCAUCAACUGAUCAGGAUCUUGAAUCACAUGUCACAUUUCAUGUGUCGAGGAGAUGCAUGUCUGUAGCAGGGGCGUUCUCUACUCUUGAAGGUUUCCUGCCACAGACAUGCACCUUCUUGACACAUGAAAUGUGACAGUAAUGUGGCAGAGGGGACAGGGCCAAAAAUAGUGCCCCAGCUCUCCGCACUUACAUGACUGAAAUUGUGUGAGGGGAACACCUGAGUAGUAUGUUUAUUCACCUUCGUCUCAAAAUGGAUGAAAUGCAGAUUGGUUGCUUCCUUUUGAGUACAGUCGUACCUUGGAAGUCGAAUGAAAUCCAUUCUGGAAGUCCAUUCGACUUCCAAAAUGUUUGGAAACCAAAGCACAGCUUCUGAUUGGCUGCAGGAAUCUCCUGCAGCCAAUUGGAAGCUAUGGAAGCCCCGUCAGACAUUUGGCUUCCAAAAAUACAGUGGACGCUCGGGUUGUGAACGUGGGUUGCAAUUCGGCACUUCUGUGCAUGCGCAAUGCACGGUUUAGUGCUUCUUCGCAUGCGUGACCCCUGAAACCCGGAAGUAACCCAUUCCGGUACUUCCGUGUUUCAGGGGGUCAGUAACCUAAAAAAACGCAACCUGAAGCGUCUGUAACCCGAGGUAUGACUGUAGUUUGCAAACCGGAAAAGUCACUUCCAAGUUUGCGGCGUUUAGGAGCCAAAACGUUUGAGAACUAAGCUGUUCGAAAACCAAGGUAGGACCGUACAACCUAGUCACUAAUGUACAACUUGAGGUGUGCUCCAGCCAUAAAGCUGGGAUACAGUGACCAUGGUGGCAUGUAACACUGAACCGUGGUUUAGCGCUGCAUGCACGAGCUAGAAUGAGCACAACCAGAAUCUUGGACUUGCACUUCUGCAUAGCCAGGAAAAGGACUUCUGCAAUGUUUAGUUUCACUUUCAAGGAAUGCUGACUUAGUGCUGGAUAUGAACCAUGGUCUAAAACAAACCCCAUUUUCUUUCUAAACAAGCCAAUUUCAAUCCAUAGCCUUGUUGAGUCACAAAAGUUUUCAACCGUGAUUUCCCUUUAACUGGAGAUUCUUUGAAAGCAAAACUAAACACCGCAGAAUUCAGGCCAUAUGGAGGGAGGGCAGGCCGACAGAGCCCAAGCCCAGUGCUUUGCUCGGACUCAUUCUAGCUUGUUACAGUGGUACCUCGGGUUAAGUACUUAAUUCGUUCCGGAAGUCCAUACUUAACCUGAAACUGUUCUUAACCUGAAGCACCACUUUAGCUAAUGGGGCCUCCUGCUGCUGCCACGCCGCCGGAACACAAUUUCUGUUCUCAUCCUGAAGCAAAGUUCUUAACCUGAAGCACUAUUUCUGGGUUAGCGGAGUCUGUAACCUGAAGCGUAUGUAACCCAAGGUACCACUGUACAGUACAUUCAAAGCUUCCCAGUGGCACUGCCGUUCUGGAUGUGCAGUGCAGACUGUGACCAGUUUGCACGGUGGUUAUGUUCUGGACCCCCAUGCGUGUAGGUGGGCCCGCUUAAGGCCACUCUGCCUCGUUCUUCCCCCUUUCCUUUUUUUUAAAUACAUUUUUAUUGUUUUUUUAAACAUAUUUCCAACAAUCAUAUAACAUAACUUCUUAUCUUAUACAAUGUUUUAGACUUCCGUCAACACCUCUGAUGAUUUUUCGUUCUUUAUCACUUACUCUGCAUUUCUUAAUUUCUCUAUUACUCUUAAUUAUCAUUAACUAAUAAUUCUCCUCAUAGUCUUUCUUGCAAUAUUUCAAAUAGUCCUCCUUAGAAAACUUCUUGCUGUCCUACUAGCGUAGUCUGUUCAUUACAGUUACUUUUCAAAUAGUUUGUAUAUUUACUCCAGUCUUCUAAGAAUCUCUGGUCCUGCAGGUUGCCUGUUAGUUUAUCAAAUUCUGCAUAGUCCAUCAAUUUCAUCUGCCAUUCUUCUUUUGUCAGUAAUUCUUCUUGCUUCCAUUUUUGUGCCAGUAAUAUUCCUGCUGCUGUCAUUGCAUAUAAAAACAACUUACAAUCCUGUCUAUUAAUAUCAUCUCCUACAAUGCCAAGUAAAAAUGCAUCUGGUUUCUUAAUAAAUGUAUAUUUCAACAUCUUUUUCAUCUCAUUAUAUAUUAUUUCCCAGAAGUUUUUCACUUUUUUACAUCCCCACCACAUGUGAUAGAAAGUUCCUUCCUUUUCUUUACAUUUCCAACAUUUAUUACUUGUUUUAUACAUUCUAGCUAAUUUCACAGGGGUAAUAUACCACCUAUACAUCAUUUCCAUCACAUUUUCUUUCAAAGCAUUGCAUGCAGUAAAUUUUAAUCCUUCUUUCCAUUGUUUCCCCCAAUCUUUUAACUGUAUAUUAUACCCACAAUCUUUGGCCCAAUGUAUCAUAACCGACUUUACCUCUUCAUCUUUCAAAUGCCAUUCAAGCAGCAAUUUAUACAUUUUGGACAAAAUUUUAUACUUGUUAUUCAAUACUUCUAUUUCAAAUUUUGAUUUAUUAUCAUCAAAUCCUUUCUCCCCGUUCCUCCCCCUUCCAGCUCUGCCCCAUUCUGCCCCUUUUAGCAAUGUUUUUGUGACAUUUUGCGGUCACUUCCAGGUUUGGCGCAGUGCAAAUGUGCGCGGUCACACACAUAUCUGACACGCCUAAAAUGGUUGCUGCCAUUGGUUAGGAUCUGCCUCUACUGGUGAAGUCUGCAAACAUGGAAUGCCUGUUAGAAUCACUGUGCACCAAUGUAGCUUUUCUGCAGACUAACAGAGAGUGUUUUGUGAUUCACCCACCUGCAUAUUUGAAAUAGUAUUUUGCUGUUGCGUACAUGACAAUUAUUAUUUUGCUUUUUAGAUGGUAACCACUAUCCUGAUCUUAUAUGUGUCAAAACUGAAUAGAAUCAUUCACUUUCCCGAUUUUGAUAAGAGUAUUCCUAUGAAGGUAAGACAAAGUGCAUAACUUUAGAAAGUGAAAAUCCUAAUCUGAUGCUAUGUUAUAGGUUGCAUAAUAUAAUCAGUGCUUUAGAGCUUUUCUGCCCCAUGCUUGUCUAGGCACCAUAGGGAAUACUGAGUUUUCUCUCCAACAAAGUAUGUAAUGCUAAACCAUGGUUUACUGCAGGCAUGAUGAUGAUGAUGAUGAUGAUGAUGAUGAUAAUAAUAAUAAUAAUAAUAAUAAUAAUAAUUUUUUAUUUAUACCCUGCCCAUAUGGCUGGGUUUCCCCAGCCACUCUGUGCGGCUUCCAACUGAAUAUUAAAAACAAUACAGCAUCAGACAUUAAAAACUUCCCUAAACAGGGCUGCCUUCAGUUGUCUUUUAAAAGUAAAAUAGUUGCUUAUUGCCUUGACAUCUGAUGGGAGGGUGUUCCACAGGGCUGCUUAGGGAAGUUUUUUAAGUUUGACGUUUUAUUGCGCUUAUUCUGUUGGGAACCGUCCAGAGUGGCUGGGGAAACCCAGCCAGAUGGGUGGGGUAUAAACAAAUUUUUUUAUUUUAUUUUAAUUUUUUUAAGUCAAACGGACUUCUGGAACGGAUUCUGUUUGACUUCCAAGGUACGACUGUAUAUGAAUAGCAUCCUUGCUUCUCCCUGUACCAGUUCUUAUACAGCCAAAAAGGCAGGAGUCGCUUGCAAGAGCAGAGGGUAACAGCAGGCUUGGGGUGGCUUCUCCUCUCUCACACUCCUAUUCAUUCAAUUACACAGUGGACUUUGUGUUCAAUGCUGCCUCUGAAUUGGCCCCCACCUGGCGAACUGUGUGCCGUGUAGAUCCAUAUUUUUCAGCCCAGAUGUUGGGCUGGAAACAUUAGAACAAACAUAGGCUGCAAUUCUCUACAGUCAUAUGGAAAUGAGCCCCAUUAAACACGAAGUGCUCCAAGUAAACAUCCAUUAGAUUUUUAAUCUUUCAACUUGGCCCAUGUUUAUUGAGUCUUUACAGCAGGGGUGUGGAACCUUUGGUCCUCCAGAUGGUGUUUGACUCCAACUCCCAUCAGCCCUAGUCAGUGUGGGAUGAUAGGAUUUGGAGUCCCAACAAAUUCUCCACCCCUACUUUAUAAUGUGAAAUGGUUGCCUUCUGCUGCCCUCUUGUUAGGCUUAAAGGUAAAGGGACCCCUGACUGUUAGGUCCAGUUGCAGACAACUCUGGGGUUGCAGCGCUCAUCUCGCUCUAUGGGCCGAGGGAGCCGGCGUUUGUCCACAGACAGCUUCCGGGUCAUGUGGCCAGCAUGACUAAGCCGCUUCUGGCGAACCAGAGCAGCACACGGAAACGCCGUUUACCUUCCCACCAGAGUGGUACCUAUUUAUCUACUUGCACCUUGAUGUGCUUUCGAAUUGCUAGGUUGGCAGGAGCAGGGACCAAGCAACGGGAGCUCACCCCGUCACGGGGAUUCGAACCGCCAACCUUCUGAUCGGCAAGCCCUAGGCUCUGUAGUUUAGACCACAACGCCACCCGCAUCCCUUUGUUAGGCUUAGUGGGGUCAAAAUUGUGGUUGGUGUAAACAUGACGUGUUGAUUUUUUCCUUUAUUUUAUUUUCAUGGUUCCUGGUAAUCUUCAUUUUUGUGAGAUCAAACUUCUUUUAUUGAAAUAAGCAGGGCCUGGAAUGUUGCAUAAAACAUUGCCAAAGUUCAAAAGUGGCAAUCAUUUACAAAGUUUGCCGUUUGCUGUAUUUACUUUUUUCUCUCUGUGCUGGAGUGUAUGAACUAACUUGAAUAGAUUUCUUCCACAGUUUCAGGAAAAAAACUGGUUUCAUUCUAAAUGGUACCCUCAUUUUGUUGCAGCUGUUUCCACUUCCUCUCAUUUACGUCGGGAAUCACAUAAGUGGAUUAUCAAGUACAAGCAAGUUAAGGUACAGCAUAAAUUGGGUUGUUGCCGGGCAGUUUGGUUUUUAUUUAGCCCCUGUAAGUGAAAAUGUUUUGAGACUAUUAGAGCCGUGGUGUAGCUACAUGUUGAUUGAAUGAGAGCCAUAUUGCCACAUCCGCAGAUUGUUUUGGACAACACACACUGGGUAAAAUUGCUCUUAUGUGCUGCGUGAGGCAGUUAGAAAGGAUUAGUACAUACCUUCCGUUGAUUUAUUUUAUUUUAUUUAUUAUUUAUUUAUUUUAAAAAAUAUUUAUGUACCUUCCACUCAAAAUAUCAAGGUGCUGUUCAACAAUAUAUAGAAAUGCAAUAAAACAUAAGCUAUAUAAAGCAAUAAUAAUAAGAGGGGGGGAAAUCUAAACCACUGAAUACGCCUAUCAGUAUAGCGCAGGGUAGGGCAUGAGAGUCUUAAUCUCAGGGUCAAGGGUUCGAAAGAUUCCUUCCAACUGCAUGAUUCUGUGAAAAGCAUUGAAAAAUCUUCAAGAGACGUUUGAAAGUUAACAGCAAGGAGGCCUGCAGAGAGAGGGCAGGGAGAGUAUUCUCUGCAUGCGAGUAGCAACAUUAAAGACCUGACUUGUAGUUGAAGCCCGUCAGGCUUCUGAAACAUGGGGAACUAGCAGCGCUCUUCCUGAUGAACUCAGUGACUGCGCUGGGAUAUAAAGGCUUUGUUUAUCAAUGCAAGAGCCUUGAACCUGGCCUUGUGGCAUAUGUGUAACCAGGUGUAUGUCCACCAUCUGUGUGAAGUUAGGGUUGCCAUAUUUUGAAGAGCAAAAAAAAAAAGAGGAUGCUAUGACGGCCAUUCCAAGCAAAUAAAUGCAAUUUGUCUCAAAUUUUACCCCUGAAAAAGAGGGCGGGUCCUGGAAAAAGAGGAACCCUACCCAAAGUACAGCUCUGAAAGGAAUUGAAUCUUUUAUUUGGAGUCAUUGCGCACCCCCCUUGAACCUUAUGCCCAGUAAAGAAGUUCACGCACCAGGAUGUAGAGGAAGAUAGGUUUAUUGCAUGAAAAAUAAAAGAGGCUGAGCGCACAGAUGCUCCUUCGGGCUGCUAGGUAGCAAACACCCAGGCAGCAAAUUGCACAAUACACACACACAGCUUAAUUGUAAAGAUACCUCAGCCUGGAAGUGGGUGUACAGUGGUACCUCGGGUUACAUAUGCUUCAGGUUAAAGACUCCGCUAACCCAGAAAUAAUACCUCGGGUUAAGAACUUUGCUUCAUGAUAAGAACAGAAAUUGUGCUCCGGCGGCGCAGCGGCAGCGGGAGGCCCCAUUAGCUAAAGUGGUGCUUCAGGUUAAGAACAGUUUCAGGUUAAGAACGGACCUCCAGAAUGAAUUAAGUACUUAACCCGAGGUACCACUGUAUCGAUGUGGCACAGGCCCAUGCUAAAAGAAAAAGGGGAGGCUGUCCGUACUCGGUCUUGAAGCAAGCCGAGUGCAAGUCAGGGAUAGAGAUCUAUGCUUUCCGUGUGAGUUGAGCUCUCCGCUUCCGUUUCCUAUGCCAGCAAGGCAGCAGAAUCUCACGCCCAUUCUUUGAUUUGCGGUCUAGUGAAGUGCUGGGAUAAUUCUUGAGAUCAUAGAGCAAAGAGGGAGGAAGACGAGGGAGGGAGGGAAGGGGGAGUAAGAGACCAAAAUAUGACCUCCAGUAAGGGAACCUAGAUAAUCAGCUACAGGGAUCCCAUUGGAGCUGUGAGCUACCUGACCAUUGGAAAUUUGGUGUUUAAUUAUAGUUUAGGUUCCACCAGUUUUCUAAGAAAAAUGUUUAGGGGUACAGUGGUACCUUGGGUUACAUACGCUUCAGGUUACAUAUGCUUCAGGUUACAGACUCUGCUAACCCAGAAAUAGUACCUCGGGUGAAGAACUUUGCUUCAGGAUGAGAACAGAAAUCGUGCAGCAGCAGGCCCCAUUAGCUAAAGUGGUGCUUCAGGUUAAGAACAGUUUCAGGUUAAGAACGGACCUCCGGAACGAAUUAAGUACUUAACCCGAGGUACCACUGUACUCUCAUUUUCCUACUCAUAUUGAAAUACUGCCCCUCAAUGAGGCCAAACUUAGAUUCACAAAAUACAGUGGUACCUCUGGUUGCGAACAGGAUCCGUUCCUGAGGCCAGUUCGCAACAUGAGCAGAACACAACCCGUGCCUGUGGGUCGAGAUUUGCCGCUUCUGCGCAUGCACGUGACAUCAUUUUGAGUAUCUGUGCAUGUGCGAGCAGUGAAACCCAGAAGUAACCCUUUCCGGUACUUCCGGAUCGCCGCAGGACGCAACCUGAAAAUGCUCAACCUGAAGCAAACGUAACAUGAGGUAUGACUGCAUUUAGGGGUAUGCGUACCCCUGCGUACCCCCAGGAAAAAAGCAAUGGGUUCUACUGUAAUCUGUGGAGAGGGGAGGGGACUUCCUGGCUGAGCGAAUAUCACAAUACUUUAGUCAUUUGAACCAUUGUAUAUUCCUGUUUGCUGAGAUACAUUUGAAGCAGAAGGGACACAACCUUAAUCUCAGGAAGACCGUAUGCUUCUCGAAUCAUAAUUUUACCCUUGAAAGAGGAUUUUAUUGUGUGUGUGUGAAGCCUGGUUCCUACGUACAGGAGGGUGAUGAUUAACUUUCUGGUGACUUCAAGUUUAGUGUGCUGAUGUUUUCCGUAAGCAUUAACGAUCAUGAUGUUUGCUGUACCUUCCCGGCUACGUUUCAGGUAAAAGAUAGUGUUUUAUAUUUGAUUCACGCUAGCUCCAUGAUCUCCAGAAAGGAAGCAUGUAAAAAAUUGAGACUAGCCCCCAUCGUUACACGUGGGCAACUGGUGCAGAUGCUUUAGCAGAGAUGUCACAUGCUGUCAGCCGCCUGAACAGUGUUUAUGGGAACCAAUGCCCACAGAGCCUCCAUCUUUCCAGAGUUCUGACUCCAUUUACUGGAGCUCAGCCCACUCACAACUGCAUUUGGGCUUGGGCAGCCACUCCUGAAUCAGAUGAGAAAUAAAGCUUAGGUGUCACCAGUGUACUGAUGCCAUCAUGCUCCAAAACUCCUAGGGACAUAUCCAAUGUUGUCUUGAUAUGGGUUUGUUGUUUUUGUAGAAGUCCUUCAGACAGUGUAGGCCUUUGGCUUUCCAGGUUUUUAUCGGGAGGUUUUGUGCUGCGUGUUGGAAUAGUGGGCGGUAGGCCAGGGGGAUGGGGAUAGUUUGCCUACUUUUCCCUGUGUGAACCUGUUCAGAGUUGUGGGGAUUUUCUUUAGAUUGUGUUGCAGAAAUGGGUAUGCUGUUGUGGGGGAUGUUUUUGAUGGCGUCUCUCUCCAAAUAGACCCAUUGUUUCGCCUCGUCUUCUAGAAUAUGCCGGAUUAUGUGGUGUACUUGGCUGGCAAUGUAAUAUGAUUCUGCGCCGGGCAUUUCCCAUCCUCCUCCUGGGGGGAGGAGGUACAGGUAUCUGGGGCUUAUUCUCAGCUUUUUGUGUGAGAAAAUAAACGAGUGUGGGUUUUUCCUGCCACUUCUGCAGUUGGGUUCGCGGAGAGCCUACCCAAUGUUGAUGUUUGUCCUCAGGGACAAAAUGGCGCCUUGUGGAAUCUGCUGCUCUCCGGACUGUUCAGUGCAAGGAGGAAUGAAAUCACUGAAAUACAGUGUCUCCGGUAUCCAUCCUGAGCACUCAGCCCAGGAGGUUACCAUAGUCAGUGGUCUCAAAAGUGGCUGAAAGACGUGAGUGGCACCCCCUCUCUCAAUAAAAAUCAUCCAUUCAAGCAACCAAGGCCGAUUCAGCCCCAAUACCUUUGACAGUGACUGCCCUGAUGCCUUGGCCUAUAGCUAGUGAUUGUUGGGAGACAUUAUAUCAUUUAUUUAUUUAACAAGAAGCAUAAAUGAAUAUAUAUUUUUUAAAAAACCUCUUCUUAAAUGGUUUGCACAAAACCUUAAUUGACUCAUUGCUUCUUAUUUCUUGCUUAUAAUUUGCUCUUUCUCUGAGCAGAGCCAAGAGUGGCUAACAAUGGAUGCAAUAAACAGCACAAUAUUAAAAUGAAUUAGUUGGCAUGAAAUACAGUUGCCGCAGUCCAAAGCAGGCGGCGGCACAAUAAAACAUUGCAACAAAGCCAUCCUCGUGGUGCUCCAAAAGCCAUUGAAAAUAAAUAAAUUCACUUUAACUCGGUGCCUGACAUCCAUAGAAUGUGAGGGACAAUUGGAGAUCUGUACUGGGAGGGAAUUCCGUAAGUGGGGUACAGCCACUAAGAAUUAUUCUGCUGCAUGUUACGAGCAUCCCCAGCUGAUCUUAAAGCCCUCAUUGGUUGAUACUAUGACUUUUUCUUCAUUGACUAUUGUGCUGUGCAGAGUUUUGCUUUAUUUUUUGAAUUGUCACUUCCAACUAUUCUGUUGUGUAUUAGGCCUGUGGUGUCAGACUGACAUUUGACCAUGACAGAGGCUGAGAAUUUGUUCAGGCCCGUUUCUUAAUGCAGGAUGAUAUCAUUAGCAGAGACAAAGAAGCAUUAAUUGUAAUAAAAAAACCUUGAAACUGACAUGACAUGGAUAUUUUCCCCCUCUCUUUCUAUUUUAAACAAUCCAGUUUGCCAAUGUUUACAGUCCUUAGGAAGUUUACCAUUCCUCUUACAUUACUGCUGGAAGUGAUUGUUCUUGGGUGAGUAUUUGCCUCCCAUUUUUAAAAUACCACUGCAAUCUAUCAGAUAGGCUAUCUGGCCAGAAUGCAUGGAUGAGUAGUUCCUGUUGGCUAAUUGAAUUUUGACGAUAAUAUUCGGGCUUCUCAGAACACUAUGCACUGGGUACAAAACAGACACCAGUUAAUCUACGAGCACUAGAAACUUGCAGCAAAAGAAUUGGCUUGUUAGUUUGACUCAGUAUGUGAAGUUCAGCCCUCCACCCCAUAAUACCCCGCUGGUUUCUCGGCCCAACAGUAGAAUGACAGCAGAAGCCACAUCUUCUACAAAACUCUCAAAGGUACUGUGCACAUCUGGACCUCAUAACCUUGUCCUCCCAGACUUCCCUUAUCUUCUCCUUCUCAUUGGCUCCUGAUAUAUCCAUGCCCCAAUCACAUACUGUUUUCCAGAUUUUUUUAGCACACGGCUUUCUUCGUUUCAUUUCCUUUCCUUACCUUGACCUCCUUGUAUUCCAUCUUCUCGAACUUUCUUCAGGUUCCUGUUCUCAGUUCAUUGCCAACAUGACACCCUUCCUUCAUCUUUCCUUUCCAGUCAGUAGCCUGCCUAUCGUGCUUUUCCUGUUCCUAGGGCUGGGGAGAGAUGAUCCCAACGAAACUGACAGCUGUUCUCCACCUCACAGAAUUUGGAUCACAAAGAUUCCUUGCUUCCAGAGCAUUUGGAAUAUUUGUGAACAUUAUAACAUCACACCAUCUCAGCCAGGCUGUGUCACAAUGCAGUAAAGAUUGCAAUAUGCCUUUGAGUCAGGCUCCUUAAUGAUUGGGUCAUAAAGGGGUUUUCUCCUAUUAAUGUCCCAAAUCGAAUUUAUUUCACUCACACAUGAAAGGAAAAGGAUUUCCCUUUUCUGUGGAGCAUCAGGCACUGCCACAAGCAUGAUGUUAGAGCUGCAACGCUUUGCAUUUUUGCCGAAAUCAGAUGAAUCAUGUACAAGUUUGGAAUGUAGAUUAUUGGGAUUUAUUAUGGGUGUUCCCAAAUGCUUUCAUAGUGGAGAGGGAGGAUGUAAUCCCAACUCAAAGUUAGCACUGAGCUUUUGCAAGAAUCCCAGUGCAUUGCAAGAAGUUCAUCGUAAAACCAAUUAGCAAUUUGCAUAGAGUAUUUUCAGGAUUCUACAUAUACUCUUACUGCAGGGGCCAGCAAACUUUUUCAGCAGGGUCCACUGUCCCUCAGACCUUGGGGGGGGACGACGACUAUAUUUUGAAGGAAAAAAAUGAACGAAUUCCUAGGCCCCACAAAUAACCCAGAGAUGCAUUUUAAAUAAAAACGCACAUUCGACUCAUGUAAAAACUCGCUGAUUCCCGGACCGUCUGCAGGCCGGAUUUAGAAGGCGAUUGGGCCGGAUCUGGCCCCCUGCCCUUAGUUUGCCUACCCAUGUCUUACUGUAACCGUCUCUUGUCGCUGAAUCAUUAAGUAUACAGUCUUAUACACAAUUGUCUGGGACUAUGUACCACGGGACAAAAUUGUGAGUAGACCUGUCUCAGAUUUGCAUUGUAAGAUGAAGAGAGUGAAGAGAGUUUGGAUUUGAUACCCCGCUUUAUCACUACCCGAAGGAGUCUCAAAGCGGCUAACAUUCUCCUUUCCCUUCCUCCCCCACAACAAACACUCUGUGAGGUGAGUGAGGCUGAGAGACUUCAAGAAGUGUGACUAGCCCAAGGUCACCCAGCAGCUGCAUGUGGAGGAGCGGGGACACGAACCCGGUUCACCAGAUUACAAGUCCACUGCUCUUAACCACUACACCACACUGGCUCUCAUAAGAUACAGAUGGCUCUGUCUGGAGAUGCAUUUGCUUUUGUUUGUGUGAGAUACUUCAUUGCCCCUUUCCAUGGCUGGAGUUUCCCUCUUCUUUGAGCUAUCCCCUGGGAACUCCACUAAGCCACUGGAGCUUGUGCAUCAGAAACAAAUCCCUGGAAAGGCAUCACAAAUGAUCCCUGGCUUUGACUGACCUAUUUGUAAGACAGAAUGGGAGCAUAGGCCUUUCACUGAGCCAGACCAUUACUCAUUACAACAUUUUUUGCUGUGUUAUCCAGGGUUUCAGGUGGUAAUAUUUCCCAGCUCUUCCUGAAGAGCCCAGGGAUUAAAACUGGGAUCUACAACCCUUUUUAAAGGAAGCUUCAACAUAUUUUAGAAUGGGGGGAAAUUGGAAUCUUGUCAGCCUGCAGGUGCUGUAUGAUUAAAAGAAAUAAACCUAAUUCUUUUGUUUCGUUCUGCUGUAUCAUAAACCACUUUCUGAGAGGCAUAAUACUGGUUCACAUAAGUGUUUAGUUUGAUUAGUGUUCAUCCUAAUUAUAAACUGAAUAGGAUCAACCAUGCGGUUUCUCUUUACAGGAAGCGCUAUUCACUGAGCAUUGUAAUUAGUGUGUUCGCAAUCAUCAUUGGAGCUUUCAUAGCAGCAGGGUAAGAUUUUAAAGUCCUUUCCUUCUGUGUUGGAUCGUUGUUUCUUGAGUGUACCACAAGAAUGAAACCAUUUCGCCAGGAACUGUCAGAAGAAUUAGUGCAGGAGAUGGCUGGUGCAAAAUGCUUUUAUUCCGUAGUCCUUUACAUCCCAUAAUGUACGAGCCGCAUGCGACCCUUUGGCUGAUGUCAAUGUGGCCUGCAGUCUCGCUUCCCAGCUGGUUCUUUCCCCACCCUGCUGCCCUCAGUGGUGGACAUUGGGCUCUCAAAUUUCAGCAGCCCUAAAAUUUGGCACACCUCCCAACUCUCGUGCUCAGUUCUGCAGCACUGUUUUGCUGCCCUCCGCAGCACGGAGCCCAGUGCGGCCACACCAGUUGUGCCGCCCUAAAACCGCCUCUGUUUCCCUGCUGAUUGGUGCUGGAGACAGCAGAGCAAUGCGCUGAUCUGCACAUGCCUCAGCUGCUCUCAACACUGGUCCAUUGAUUUCCUCUCCUUUGACAGCGCACUGCCUUUUCCAUACCAUAUAAAAACUACAACUAAAUCUCUCUUCAGUUCCAAAAGAUGGGCUGUUGCUGGAGACACACAAGUCCAAGGCCUUCCUUGAGUGCUUGGAAUUAUUUGCACUGUUCUUUGGAUCUGGGGCUAUGAAAUAUGAAAAUCACUUAAAAACUAGCUUCAGCUGAGUCAGUACUGCAUUUCGUGUUUCUGCUAAACAUAAAAAGUGCUUGCUCUCCUAAGCAAAGUCAUUUCUUCACUUCACUCUCAUUUACUAACCUUGUACUUCUGCUGGGAAUUGCCCCAAGACACAGUAGGUGAUGCGGGUGGUGCUGUGGUCUAAACCACUGACACUUGGGCUUGCCAAUUGGAAGGUCAGCGGUUUGAAUCCCCACAACGGGGUGAGCUCCUGUUGCUCGGUCCCAGCUCCUGACAACCUAGCAGUUCGAAAGCAUGUCAAAGUGCAAGUAGAUAAAUAGGAACCGCUCCGGCAGGAAGGCAAACGGCGUUUCCGUGCACUGCUCUGGUUUGCCAGAAGCGGCUUAGUCAUGCUGGCCACAUGACCCAGAAGCUGUAUGCGGGCUCCCUCAGCCAGUAAAGCGAGAUGAGCGCCGCAACCCCAGAGUCGUUUGUAACUGGACCUAAUGGUCAGGGGUACCUUUACCUUUUUACAGUAGGCAAAUGGUUUUCCUGCAUCACCACAAAAAAGAAGGGUACCACAUUGAGCAAAAGAUUUCUGCAUCGCAGGGAGUUGAACUAGAUCAGGGUUUUCAAAACUUGGGUCGCCAGUUGCUUUUGAACUACAACUCCCAUCAUCCCUAGUUAGCAGAACCAGUAGUCAGGGGUGAUGGGAAUUGUAGUCCAGCUGGAGACCCAAGUUUGGGAAACCCUGGACUAGAUGAUAGUUGUGGUCCCUUACAACCCAACAAUUAUAUGAGUCUGUGAUAGUUAUAUAGGUGGGGAAAUGGUCUCAGACCUAAGGGAAGAUUCAAACCCUAGUCAUGACCCACCAAUAAACUGCUACCAACUUGUUUGGGAGGUUUGCACCGCACAAGCUCUGUUGAAAUGAACAGGGGAUAUUUAGCUGUAGCACUUGUUAAAGUCCACUCAUGGCUAUUUCCUGCCCAUCUCUUUUGAGAAUUAGUCUGAUUUUGGCUCUUGGUUGCAUAGAUCAGCUAAGUCACCAUUAGAGAAGUUGCCAGGAAUGAAUCGGAGCGAUUUCUGAGUGAAAUGCUAUCUGGAACAGUCCAGCGGUUUCGUUUCAUUUGCUGUUGUCUUUACUACUACGGACUUCUGAACCUGCUGUUAUAAUCAGGUUUUAUAAUAUGGAACUGAUUUGGGAAGCCAGCAACGCACAACACUGUUCAAAGGAUGCCUUUUAAAUGCCUUCAUCUCUGUAUUCUCUCUUCCAGAUCAGAUCUAGCUUUCAGCAUGGAAGGCUAUGCCUCUGUGUUGCUGAACGAUGUCUUCACAGCAGCAAAUGGUGUUUACACAAAACAAAAAAUUGACCCCAAGGUAACUAUGUGGGGAUUUCAUUUCCGCGGAAAACCAAGGAAUGAUCAUCUUUGUUCUAAGAAUUUGUGAAUAUGUUCAUAGACAGCCUUAAUUAGGACUUGAGUAAGAUUGUGAAAGUCACCUUCAAUUUUGUACAUACUGUCCCUGCUAAGAGGUUGACAGUACAGCAGUUAAAUAUUUAGGUAUUUAGUUAAUCGUUUUCCAGCUUUGGCCUUCACACUGAUGUCAUGAUUCUAAAAGGAUGUGUCAUCUUUCUAAGAAGCCAGAAACAUCUCAGAAAAGGAAAUCUAAGAUUGGCUAGCUGCUAGAUCAAGAAGGAAACUGAUCUUUAUGCAAACAUAGACACAGGGAGCUUUGUAAAUCUGGGCUAAAGUCUUGGAAAAGCUGGGCUGCAUUGGGCCCAAGGAGUUGCUGCUAGGUUGACCAGCCCAUGAUUCAACUAUCAGCAAAAUUCAGUUAUCUCAUUAGCUUCUCUUGCCUUUACACUCCCUGUAUCCUUCAUUAGACUAAUUCAAGAGAUCUUCACAUAACUGUUACGAGAUCUUUUUGGAUUAAAAAAAAAUGCACAGUGUAUGGCAGCCAUGCAAUUUUUUUUGGAAUCUUAUUCCUCGAAUCCUUGCUGAACUCACUUUGGGAAGAUUUUUAACGGCCCUGCUGUGUUGCAGUUUGGAGAUGGUUAGAACAGGCACAUAACCACUAGAUAGUAAAAUCCAGGCCAUGUUUCUUCAUGAGAAAAAAUGAGCAGAGCAUAGUAGCAUGUAAAUGGGCUUUUACUGGCAGUUUCUUCCCCACCUGCUUGUAACAUAUUUCUCUUCCAUCCUCCCGCCUACUUCUCAAAUAUUGAUCUUCUGCUUCCUAGGAAAUCUACUUCUGUGUUUGCUAUCUUAGCCAUUUGCUGUCACCACCUUUGCUGGGUUCAGCUUGUUUUGGGGGAGGGAGGGUAGAAAGGAAGUUCACAUCAUAUAUGAUAGACAGAGCACCGGCUAGACAAAGCACGAUUGUUGGCAGGAGUGAGACCUUCUCGCCAUAUCACACUUGUGCUUCAGAGACCUGCACUGGUUUGAUUAUUUGCUACCAGCCCAGGUUCAAAACGUUACUAUUAGUAUGCAGAGCACUUAGGAACUUGGGACCAGUUUACCUGACAUAAUGUUUUACUCCAUAUAUUCCCGCUUGACUGCUUCUAUCUGCAGAACUUUUCCUAUGAUAAAGGUAAAGGGACCCCUGUCAGUUAGGUCCAGUCGCAGACAACUCUGGGGUUGCGGUGCUCAUCUCACUUUACUGGCCAAUGGAGCCGGCGUUUGUCCGCAGACAGUUUUUCUGGGUCAUGUGGCCAGCAUGACUAAGCCAGCAUGGCCAGCAUGGCAAACCAGAGCAGGGCACAAAAAUGCCAUUUACCUUCCCGGUACCUAUUUAUCUACUUGCACUUUUCGGCAUGCUUUCGAACUGCUAUGUUGGCAGGAGAAACGGGAGCUCACCCCAUUGUGGGGAUUCGAACCACCAACCUUCUGAUUGGCAAGCCUUCAGCUCUGUGGUUUAGACUACAGUGCCACCCAUGUCCCUUUUCCUAUGAUAGGUGCCACAUAAUCCCUGUUCAGCGUUUGCCAAAAAAUCAACCUUUUAGUAUGUCACCAACCACACUUUGCCUAUUGAUAUUAGGCAAGCAGCGUUUUGAUGCCUGCAAAAACAUUUUGUUUAGACAAACCUGCCUAGAUGCCUGGAAUGAUGAUGCAAUUUUUAGUUUAUUGCAGGGUUUAAUUUUUUUAUGUUUUAAAUCAUUGUUUUAAUUGUUUUUACCAAUAAGGUGUGUGUGUGUGUGUCUGAGAGAGAGAGAGAGAGAGAGAGAGAGAGAGAGAUUCUCUAUGUAAACCACUUUGAGGUCGCCAUCUGACCCCACCCCCACCCAUCUUCCCUCCCUCCACCUCCCCCCCCUUUUUUUCCCUUCUCCCCCUAAUGUCUCAACAAAUGAAAUGGAUUUGUAAAAAUGUUACAUGGAAAAAAUAUGAGGCAUUACACUUACUUCUGUAAAACAAGAAAAUCUUUAAUAAUAAUAAAAAAAGAUUGUAAGAUGUUUGAGUGUCUACUCCAAUUUUGGUCAGUUUUAACCAGGCCUACACAAGCAUUUCAUAGGUAGGACUUCACUGAGUUGAUUAUUUAGGAAGAAACCUCUUCUUACAGAAGCAUAUAUUACAGAAACUGCAAGCAUAUAUUAAAUGGAUGAAUUGCUUUCUUGCUAGAGUGCCGUUAGAUCUUUAAAUACAAAAUUCUCCCGUGGCUAUUGUGAUCUUUAACUAGCUUGUCAAACAGGUGUGUCUGUUUUAUACAGGAGCUGGGAAAAUAUGGAGUCAUUUUUUAUAAUGCCUGUUUUAUGGUAAUUCCUACAGUUCUCAUAAGCUUCUUCAGUGGAGACUUCCAACAGGUAAGCUGUGCUUGCAAACCACUUAAGUCAUUGUAAUACAUCCAUUGUCUUGGAUCCUCAUUUCUGUUCUCAGAAUGGUAGGAGUUUCUCUUCAGCUCAUGGAAAGAAGAUAACUUAGGAAAGUUUUGAGUAAAAAAAUUCAGGGAGAGAGGGUUUCCGGUGACCAUGUGCAGCUGGUCAACAAAGCCCAGGGUCAGCAUUAUGGAACGGUUCCCUAAAAUUCAUCAAGGCAGGCAUAAUUCUGACAAUGAAGGGAGACUAUAACCACUGGAAAUUAGAAGCAUGAUUGCAAAUAACAAUUGGCAACAAAAAAUGUAAAUUAGCAGUCUUUCUGCCCAAUCGAGAACAAGUGUGUUUUAAAUAGGGAAAUAUUUUAUGCAGAUGGUUUCAGGGGUUGCGUAGCAACACUUUUUGAAAGAAGAAGGGGUUAAUCCUUUGAAUCUUGCAGAAUCAAAGUCUUCCUGAAAAUGGCCAUUAAAGCCAAAUGUAAAUGGAAAGAAUUGAUCCAAAUUUACAAGAGGAGGGAGUUCCCCAACUGCAGAGCGGCCAACAGCAAACAAGUCCUCAUUAUGCAAACUUGGUGCAACAGGUUUGAGAAAUUAGAGAGAUCGCAAGUAAACAUGGGGCACAACUUAAAUUUCCUUUAUUUUAUCUUCUCUGCACAUUCUAAAUGCAUGUCUGGGUUUGAAACUGACAUGAAAACAGCACAUAUCUAACCUUUUGUGGGGGUCGUAAGGAAUAGGUCUUUAGAUCCAUCUUGAUUGCAAGAUGAUUCAAAAAAUGCUGGCAGUUAAAUUUAGAGCAGACAUCUUGGUGCAAUUCUCAAGCAUCAGAUAUAUCAACCUUGUCAUCUUUCUCUUUAUUUAACUGGGUUAUUAGAAUAUCUAUUUUCCAUAAAACAUACCUAAAACAUGUCCUUCUUUAUUUUUAUAGGCCACCAACUUCAAGGAGUGGACAAAUGUUUUAUUUAUCUUUCAAUUUCUUCUUUCCUGUGUACUGGGGUAAGGUGUCUUUGACAAGUAAUCGCUGGCUGGGUUUUUUGUUUUUGUUUUUGUUUUUUCAUCCGGCAAAUCUGCUAUUGACCUUUAUAUAGUCAGCAGGUUGGGAUUACAGCUAAUAACUACAGCAAAACCCUAGGAAGAUGAAGAAACCCGACUGGUUCAAAUAGGGUUUUAAUUCCCCAUCUUUAGGGCAACGCCCCAGUUUAUUUGCCAGGAAAUUCAGAACCAUGUACUCUGAAGCACAAGGAAGGUUGUGAAGGCGGUGGACUCUUCGUUGGAGGUUGGGUGGUUAUCUAUCAGGGAUCCUUUAGCUGUGACUCCUACAUGGGACUAGAUGAUCUUGGGGUCCCUUCCAACUCAACAGUUUUAUGACUCUGUGAUUAUAUGAUGCAGUGGCCCUCAUUUCAUUUGUCUCUGAGAGAGAAAUUGUCAGGCUUCUGGAAAUUCUAUCCCUCCCCCAGUGGCAGCAAGAAGCAAAGAAAACAAAGAAGAGUUCUGACUAAUGAGUUUAUUCAAUCAUCACAACGAGACAAAAGAAUGCAGUCUGUCUCCCAUUAAUGGCAUUGCUCCAACUGAGCUCGUUCCCUGUCCUUUCCUAGCAACAGCACUUUCCCUUAUGGUGGCCGACAGGGACUAAUUGUCUCUUGAGUCCUUUGCUCUUGUACUCUCAAUGGGUGCCGGGUUCUGGGAGAAGAGGGGUCAGAAAUACUCUCCAGUUAUAACAUGUCAGCAGGCUGCUCUGACUCUGUCUCCCCUUCCUCUUCUCCCAACACCUCCCAACUCUUCUGUUCACCUCUCUCUGAGCUGUGACCUUCCUCAAACCGCCGCUUUUAAUUCAAUGCAGUCGUACCUUGGUUCUCGAAUGGAAUCCGUUCCAGAAGCCCGUUCGACUUCCGAAAAAGUUCGAAAACUGAGGCGUGACUUCCAAUUGGCUGCAGGAGCUUCUCACACUCAAUCGGAAGCCGCGUCAGACAUUUGGUUUCCAAAAAACCUUUGCAAAUAGAACACUCACUUCCGGGUUUGAGUCGUUCAGGAUCCAAAACGUUCGAGUCGCAAGGUGUUCCAGAACCAAAGUGUGACUGUACUGCCUUCCAAUUCUCUGGAAGCUUCCGGAGAAGGGGAGUGGGCAUCUCCACCAUUCCUCCUCAAUCUCGUCCCCUUCAGUCCAGUCCCUGACAGCAAGUCGUGUGGCAGUUUUGGAUAGCCCACAUCAGGGUGGAUUUGAUUUAAAUCAAAUUGAUUUAAAUCACAAAAUCACUAGUCACUAAGGCUUGAUUUACAUCAUUUUUUUUUACAGAAAGACCCAUUCUUGCUGGUAUAAUCUUAAUAUUUACAACCAGAUGAAGGUUUCAUUUUUGGCAUAAUAAAUUUUCAGAGUAGUUUUUACAAUUAUAUCAAAAAUUACUGAUUUGGUUAUACUAUUAGAAAUACAUAGACAGAUCAUUAUUAAAUUACUGUGAGGUUUAAUAAGUUACCUAUUUAUAUUUGUACAACUUUUCUGCUGUACUUUAUUGGAAGGAGGAAAAUAAGAACAAUUCAAACAAUUUAUUUAACUAAAACGAAAACAUUAUAGCAUUAUGUAUCCAUGUUUGUUAACUGAUGUAGUUAAACAGUUUUUUACAAAAGAAAACUUAGACUGAGUUUUGGCGCACAUGAAAAGCUUAAAACAAACCCUUAUUUCCUGAUGAAUAGCCUUUGGACCAUAAUGUAACUUAAAUAGAAAACUAUCUUUAGUAAGAUUUUUCCUCCAAAAGCAUUUUAUUUUGAAAAUCACACACACAUAUAUAUAUAUAUAUAUAUAUAUAUCGGAUUUUAAUUUUUAAAAAAUUGGAUUUAAAUAAAAGAAGUCAGAUUUUUAAAAAUUAUUAUUUUUUAAAUCAUUUAUUUUUAUCCACUCUGGCCCACAUGGAACGAUGUGAAAAUUGUAUAGUCAAAGAUGGGUGGUGAAGUCCACAAAAGCACAGGUUUUUAUUUAAUCAUCUUAUACAUAAGUCUCCCAGCUCAACUUCUUUUAGAUCACGCUGGAGGAGUUAAAAAUAUAUACAGCCCUGUUUAAGAGGAGCAGUGAAAUGAUGGUAUCAUAAGUUUGCAAUCCUGUGCAUGCUUGCUUCUGGGAAAAGGUGCACAGGAUCAAGAUACUUUUUUUUUUUUUUUUACUUUAGGUUCCUUCUGAUGUAUUCUACAGUCCUCUGCAGCCAUUAUAAUUCUGCCCUCACAACCACAGUGGUUGGUGCUAUAAAGGUAAGCGAAACCAACAGGACCUGUUGAUGAGUGACAGCAUCAGAACUAGCUAUGGAAUCCAUUCAGAUUUCAUUUUCGUCUUCCGAUAGGGAAACUUAAUUUGUUUGAAGGACGGUGCAUUUGCUAAAGAGAAAUGGAUUCGGCAGGAAACGCCACAGAUGAUUCUUUUUGUGGGCGCGUGAAUUUUAUUUUGGUUAGCUCGUAAAAUGGCAGAGACAAAUCGUUCCUCAGCCUAUAUUAUCAUGAUAGGCAAACAGGCAUCUUGAAUCAGUAAAACAAACACCUAAGAGGUCCUGUUUCUAUACAAUAGGAGAAAUACAAGACGUAUGAAGGCUAGGUCUGGUCUGAGUAACCUUAUACAGGGAAUAAAUUGGAAGGGAGUGGAAUUACUGCUGAAGAUUCCAUAGGAUUUCUCCAGACAUGAUUGCUGAAGGGGAAACCAUAUUAGGACUCUUAAUCCUAAUGUCUGUGCUUAUCCGUACUAUGUGAUGCUAUGCUCUAUUGACAUUGUACUGCGGCAGUUCUUACCAUUUUUGCUUUCUUCGCCUCUCUUCUAUUUUUGGUAUUGUUAUUUUUGAAAAUCAAAAUUUAGAAAUAUGAUAAAGGUUUAUUUAUUUUGGGGAAGAAAAGCAAACCCUGAGAGGUGAACAAAGACGUAUUCAUUAAUUGCCCUUAAAAAAAAAACUUUAUCAUGAGAACUGGGGGGUUAUAAAUACUGUGGACAUUCCUAGGAUUCUAAAGGAUGUGGACAGUGCCAUCUUGAAGGCCAAAUACUUCUUAUCUGCAGUUUGUGCAGUUCAUAGCCUGAUGAGAUGUUACGCACUGAACAAAUAUCUCUUGUUUCCCCAGGAGGGGAACACAAUGUUUCAAAUGAAGGGAGAUUGCUGUGUGCAUUAAAAAACAGAACAGCAUUGGGGAAUCUUUUUAUUCUCCUGCCAUGGAUCCCACAUAUUAUUAUUAUUUCGAAGUUUUAUUGAGACAUACAGUGGUACCUCGGGUUAAGUACUUAAUUCGUUCCGGAGGUCUGUUCUUAACCUGAAACUGUUCUUAAUCUGAAGCACCACUUUAGCUAAUGGGGCCUCCCGCUGCCGCCGUGCCGCCGUAGCACAAUUUCUGUUCUCAUCCUGAAGCAAAGUUCUUAACCUGAAGCACUAUUCCUGGGUUAGCGGCGUCUGUAACCUGAAGCGUAUGUAACCUGAGGUACCACUGUAGUGGCCAUUACUGACAACCCAAAAGUACAUGUUAGUUUCAAUUCAUCAACAUUAGAUCAGAAUAUUUUCUUAAGUGCUUGUAAUUCUUGGGAACAAGUAUGCCUUACAGCACAGUGAUACUAGGAGAAUAUAAUAAUUAUAAUAAUAAUUUAUUUAUACCCCGCCCAUCCGGCUGGGUUUCCCCAGCCACUUUGGGCGGCUUCCAACCGAAUAUUAAAAACAAUACAGCAUCAGACAUUAAAAACUUUCCUCAAACAGUUGUCUUUUAAAAGUAAAAUAGUUGUUUAUCUCUUUGACAUCUGGUGGGAGGGUGUUCCACAGGGUGGGCGCCACUACCGAGAAGGCUCUCUACCUGGUUCCCUGUAAACUCACUUCUCGCAGUGAGGGAACCACCAGAAGGCCCUCGGCGCUGGACCUCAGUGUCCGGGCUGGAUGAUGGGGGUGGAGACGCUCCUUCAGGUAUACAGGACUGAGGCCGUUUGGGGCUUUAAACGUCAGCACCAACCCUUUGAAUUGUGCUUGGAAACAUAUUGGGAGCCAAUGAAGAUCUUUCAGGACCGGUGUUAUAUGGUCUUGGUGGCCACUCCCAGUCACCAGUCUAGCUGCCGCAUUCUGGAUUAAUUGCAGUUCCGAGUCACCUUCAUAGGUAGUCCCACAUAGAGCACAUUUCAGCAGUCCAAGCGAGAGAUAACUAGAGCAUCCACCACACUGGUGAGACAGUCUGUGAGUAGAUAGGGUCUCAGCCUGUGUACCAGAUGGAGCUGGUAAACCGCUGCCCUGGACACAGAACUGACCUGCGCCUCCAUGGACAGCUGUGAGUCCAAAAUGACUCCCAGGCUGCGCACCUGGUCCUUCAGGGCACAGUUACCCCAUUCAGAACCAGGGAGUCCUCCACACCAGCCAGCCCCCUGUCCCCCAAGAACAGUACUUCUGGCUUGUCAGGAUUCAACCUCAAUCCAUUAGCUGCCAUCCAUCCUCCAACCGCCUCCAGACACUCACACAGGACCUUCACCGCCUUCGCUGGUUAAUAAGUUAAAGCAUGCCUCUUUAUUUUUUCAGAAUGUGUCCAUUGCUUACAUUGGAAUGCUAAUUGGUGGAGACUAUAUCUUUUCCGUGCUGAACUUCAUAGGGCUCAAUAUCUGGUGAGUGGGGGUUUUGAAUUGCAUGUCCAGUUCACACGGCGGACAGGAGACAUGGCUUUCUGACCGUGUGUGUGUGUUCUCUGCUUUCCCCCUUCAGCAUGGCAGGAGGUCUGAGAUACUCGUUUCUAACCAUACGGGGAAACGACAGUCCUAAGAUCUCCACAGAUGAAGAAAAAGCAUUGCCAGGUGCCAAGAGCUAG